AUGUCCGCUGAAGCAGAGAACGUUCAAGUUGCUGAGGAAGCUCCAAUCGUUGAAGUUCCAGAGGAGUCUGCUGAGGAGAGCCGUGACUCAGUCGUUUCGAAUGAAGCUGAAGACAAGUCUGUCUCUGGUUCUGAGGAGAAGAGCCCUGAAUCAGAUGGAGCCGAUGAAGAAGCUGCCCAAAGAUAUGAAGUAGAAGCAGCUGAACAAAACGGAGCUAACGCUGGUACCGGUAACACCGAGCAGGGUGAUGAGGACGCUGAUGAAGGUGAUGAGGAGAAGGCAUCAUUGAACGGCGAGACUGAAGUCGAAGAAGCUUUCGCCGAAAUCAAAGAUAGCAAUGGAAAUGAUCGCAAGCGUGUUUCCGAUGCCCAUGAGGCCGUUGAUGGAGACGAUGAGUCGCCAGUCUGCAAGAAGAAGAAGACUGAUGAUGAUGAGGUUGAGACUGUCGACCAAGCUGAAGCUGUCAUCGCCGCCGAAUAA
This is a messenger RNA of Auanema sp. JU1783, 480 nucleotides long. Lineage: Eukaryota; Metazoa; Nematoda; Chromadorea; Rhabditida; Rhabditidae. The record is from the annotation of a GenBank genome assembly.